Molecule: messenger RNA, 3015 nt
Organism: Aptenodytes forsteri (emperor penguin)
Lineage: Eukaryota; Metazoa; Chordata; Aves; Sphenisciformes; Spheniscidae
Gene: RADIL
Product: Rap associating with DIL domain
Exons: 14
Coding region: 16-3015 (999 amino acids)
Biological process (GO): substrate adhesion-dependent cell spreading; neural crest cell migration; signal transduction
Cellular component (GO): microtubule
Molecular function (GO): GTPase binding
Source: RefSeq, a predicted model, not a curated record
ACAACCUCACGCACGAUGUUUUAUGGGUCCUCCUCCACCAUGGCUCCACCAUCCAAGAACCGGCUGAAGCGCCAGAGCUGGAUUUUCUCCCAGGUCUUGUACCGGACGCUGAGCUACAAGGACCGGAGCUCAGCCUCUGCUUCCCUGGCAGCCGGUGAAGAUGACCCAGCCGAGCUCUCCACCCAGCUCUCAGCCCCCGGCGUCCUGAAGAUCUUUGGGGGCAACAUCUGCGCGGGCACCAACUACAAGAGCGUGCUGGCGACGGGCAGCUCGGGUGCGCGGGAGCUGGUGAAGGAAGCCCUGGAGCGCUACGGGCUGAGCCAGCUCAGUGCCGGGCAGUAUGCCCUGUGCGAUGUCAUCGGGAGGUUCGAGGGCCCUGAGAAACGGUGGCAGACGGAGGGGCUGAGGAUCCUGGGUGACCACGAGAAGCCGCUGCUCAUCCAGGACCUCUGGAAGCCCAGGGAGGGCUUCUCGCGGCGGCUGGAGCUGCGCAAGAGGGCGGAGCUGGAGGAGCUGGCAGCCAGGGACGUGGACACCACCACCGCAGGUCAGAGCCAGGCGCGAGGCAGGGAGAGGGACAGCUUGGUUUACCUGCUAAACCGCGAGCAGCACACAGUGGGCCAGAGGACGCAGGCAAGCAAGCCCAGCAUCAGCCUGUCGGCCCCCGACAUCCUGCCCCUGCACUGCACCAUCAGGAAGCUCCGACCUUCCCGGCAUCGGUGGGAGGAGAAGCUGGUGCUGGAGCCCAUCACCGGUGCCGGCAACUCCAUCAACUUCACCGAGGUGGCCCGGACAGUCGUGCUGCAGCACGGGGACCUCCUCUCCCUCGGUCUCUACUACCUGCUCCUCUACAAGGACCCCAUGAAGGCGCAGCCGCUGCCGGCGCAGACCCUGCUGAGGCUACGAGCUCUGCACCCUGCCGUCCCCGAGGGUCCCCCCGUCUGCGGGGCGUGUGGCAGCCUGCUGAAGGAGAGGGACCCUGCCACCAAAAAGCGGGGCCUAUCACCCAUCGGCGGCCCCAGGGCGCCCCGCAGAAAGCUGCUGCUGGAGUUCGAGCCAGCGGCCGAGGACAUGCUUCUGCGACGCAUCAUGACCCUGAUCGAGCCGGGGGGGGACGACCACAAGCUGACACCCGCCUUCCUGCUCUGCCUCUGCAUCCAGCACUCGGCCACCAGCUUCGAGCCGGGCGACUUCGGGCAGCUGCUGCUCAAAGUGGCCAAAAUGAUCCAGAGGACAGUGUGGGAGCGGACGCGGGAGCUGGCUGAGAAGCAGUCCCAGCACCAGGACCCUGCCACCCUGUCCCGCUUCACCAUCACGGACCUUCUCCCGGACUUGCAGCACAUCCUCUUCUGGAUGGCCAACGCCAUCGAGGUCCUCUACUUCGUUCAGCAGAAAUCGCCCACCUACAUCCAGAGCAUGGAGGAGGAGCUGGAUGUCAGAGGCUCCAAGGAAUCUCUGUUCUCCUCGACCAUCACAGCCAGCGAGGAGGCGAUGACGGUGCUGGAGGAGGUGAUCAUGUACACAUUCCAGCAGUGCGUCUACUACAUCUCCAAGUGUCUGUAUGUGUCGCUCCCUGCCCUGCUGGAGUGUAACCCCUUCCAGAACGAGUGCCGGGAGAGCUGGCGGGUGUCCCCGCCGCUGCCCGAGGAGCUCCGCAGGGUUGUGCUCAUCUACCAGGCGGCGCUGGACCUGCUCCGCCAGUACGAAGUGCACCCGGAGAUCACCUCCCAGAUGUUCGCCUACCUAUUCUUCUUCUCCAACACCCUGCUCUUCAACCAGCUCCUGGAUAAGGGCUCCUCUCUCGGCUGCUUCCACUGGUCGCAGGGGGUGAAGCUGCAGGCCAGCGUGCGGCUGCUCCUGGAGUGGCUGCGCGGUGCUGGCUUCGAGCAGCUCGCCCAGCAGUUCUUCGCCAAACUCACCAGCGUGGCCAACCUGCUGGCCAUGCCUGGCUCCCAGCUGGUCCAGAUGACCUGGCCGUCCCUGCGAGCCGAGUUCCCGGCGCUGAGCCCCGCACAGCUCCACCGAGUGCUGAGCCAGUGCCAGGUGGUGAUGGGCGUGGGCUGCAUUGCAGCGUGGCAGCCCGUCGAGGAGGAGAGCCCGGCCACCUUCCAGCCCGAUGAGAUGCUGGAGUCCUUCGACAACCACCCGCCCAUCAUCCUGCCCAGCGGGGGCUUCAAAGUGGACCUGGAGGUGGAGACAUUGGACGACAACAUCUACCGGCACCUCCUUUACAUCCGCCACUUCCUCUGGAGCCUGCAGAGCAAGAGCCCCCACACCAGUGAGGGGCCAGGCUCAGCACCCCCACAGAAAGAGGCAUGCAUGACACCAGAUGUCCUGGAGGUGAGCGAGAGCCUGGCUGCUGCCCUGGGGGGCACCAUCACCCAGGAGGACUACUGCUCCCCGGGGGGCUGCCCGCAGCUCCAGGAGAAGCUGAAGCAGCUGCAGCUGGGCAGGGGUCCGGCCCCCAAAGCUGGCACGGCGCCCUCAGACCCCUCCUGCCUGCUGACACCACCCACCACCCCCCUGAAUUUCGACUCUGGGAGCCUGGAGUCCCCGCAGGGCACCGGCAAGGGGCUGCAGGACCCCCGGAGGAACGGGAUGAACGGCACCAAAGGCAGCUCUCCUGAAGGAUGCUCGCCGACCCCCUAUGACUACCCCACGCCAGAGUCUUCCAGCCGCAGCUCUGCCACCGAUGACUUCUGCUACGUCUUUGUGGUGGAGCUGGAGAGAGGACCCAUCGGGCUGGGGAUGGGGCUGAUCGACGGCUUGCACACUCCUCUCUGCUCCCCGGGGAUCUACAUCCGCACCCUGAUUGAGGACAGCCCUGCGGCCGAUGACGGCAGGCUCUCCAUCGGGGACCGCAUCCUGGCUGUCAAUGGCACCAGUCUCAUUGGGGCAGACUACCAAAGUGCGGUAGACCUCAUCCGCUCCGGAGGGAAGAAGCUGCGGUUUCUGGUUGCCAAGUCAGACAUGGAAAUAGCCAAAAAAAUCGGUUCCAGCUCCUCUUCCUCCUAG